AUGGCCUCAUCAAAGAUAACGCCAACAAGGGCGACGAGGAAAUUGCUAUCCUUCCGAAUCCUGUUCCUUCUGUUUCUUGUUGGUAUUGACUAUCUGCCGUCAAGAAGAUAUAUCCCCUCUAAUAUAGUGCUAUCAUCAAGAUCACCACUUGGAAUCGGCGUCCUCGCUGAUGUGGUUUUGAUGAGCACCUUUGUCGAAGUCACCGAGACCGUUCUACCACCUCCCGCUGCAACAGCAGCGCCGGCAUCGGCUCCAGAUGGAAAUGCGCCCACAUAUCAAGCUACGGAUGGGGUGACUAACACAGCGUUGGCAGCAUCCGUAACAGCGUCAGGGUUGGAUAGCUCACAGCUGACAGGGAGUGGCGGAGGACAAGCUAUGGCUCAAAUCCCCGGUACUACCAUCCCUACUCCUACAGCAGCCGCAACAGCAGCAAGGACAGCUACCACCACUGAUUCUAGAGAAGGACAGGUAUCAGGCCUCGUCGGGACAAAAACUGCCUUGGUAUCGAUUCCCGGUGCUCCAUCCGGUAUUUCGACUUCUACUACUCGCGGGAAAUCAUCACCAACAGCUGUAUCAACCCCUAGUGCUACUUCAAUAUUGGCUUCAGCAUCUUCCAUACAUAAUUUCCCUACUUACGCCGCCGGCCUAGCCUCCGGAACGGCCAUAAUCGCCGCAGCAGGUCUAUUCACGGCGGUAUACCUUGUAAAACGGCGUCGUCGCCAGCACGGCCAGCUACGCAAGCCCGGCCCCGUCACGGAAAUCGGCCAAGUCAACAGCCGUCCAUUCUCAAUCCGCAAGAUUAGCGAAGUCAUGAGCGUGACGAACUUGAACCAUAAGCCUUGCGGAGUCGGUGGUGGUAGCAACAAACUAACCAGUAUGGAUCCUCCACCCGAUAUUGACCCGGAGACAAGUUGGCCAAGAGGCCAUGUGCCGCCUGACCCGGAAGAGCUGAGGGAGAUGAUGGAUGAUGAGAAGAGACGUAGCGGUGGUAGAAACGGGUUUGAUUCGGCGGUGGAUUUGGGGAUUGGGUAUGUUUCUUCUGCUGCGGCGACUCCGAGCGAUAAGCGGGAGGGAUAUUUUGAUGGGUAUAGUAGUUAUAUUACUAUUCGCCCCUUAUCGACGAUGUCGAUGCCGGAUCAUAUGAAGCCCAUCAUGACGCCCCUGCAACCACGGCAUACGCAGGACUCUGUUCCCGACUCUAUCAACAGAUUAGACACUAUCUCCCCCUCGAUUUACUCUCGUCGUGAUAGUAUACUUACCAGUUUCGGUGAAAUACAUGCCAAGAUUGAAGGCAAUAACAACUUUAAUUUGCAAAGAGAAGAGUAUUGCCGCCGCAAGGAACAGGCUCGGCGCCAUUUUGGAGACCACAGCUUUGUGGAGGAGGAGUCUUGCGAUGACUGGUCAGAACCGAAUAGAGGACUGGAAGCGAGCGGGAGACCGGCGGCGGCGACAGUGGAGGAAUACAGCAGUCCUUAUACCGCGCAUCUUUCCACCACGAGUCCGAAGACAGAGGAGGGAAUAGGGCACGAUGAUUAUUUCUCCAUACAGCACUCUGCCGUGAAUCAAAAUGCGGAAGGGCAGAUCCAGAAUGAUUAUUUUUCCGCACGCCAUUCCAUUCUAGCGAACUCAAUAAAUAGGGAAAGUCAAUAUGAGGAUAUCGAUUUGAGUCAAAAUGAUCCUUAUGUCGAGGAGGCAUCAAAAGGCGAUAAGAGAACUUCUGGAGGCUAUUUUGGAAGGUUUUUUCGGUAA
Molecule: messenger RNA, 1749 nt
Organism: Talaromyces amestolkiae
Lineage: Eukaryota; Fungi; Ascomycota; Eurotiomycetes; Eurotiales; Trichocomaceae
Exons: 1
Coding region: 1-1749 (582 amino acids)
Source: RefSeq, a predicted model, not a curated record